UAAACGAUAACAACCACCGGGGAAUGGGUUAAGAUUAGAGAAUAUUGGAAGCGCAAAGUUUAUCGACGAUCCAUUGAAAUUAUCGGGCCCGUCGAUCUUUUACCCUUCUGAGAUCGUGCAGCACGAAUUGACCAUGAAACUACUACAAGGGGCCACCAUUGCCAGCUCGUUUCUGUCUAUUUUAUCUAUCAAAGAUUGAAAAUAAUGGAAAAAAGAAAAAGAUAUUUUAUAUAUAUAUAUAUACACAUAUGUAUGUAUUUACGUAUGUGUGUGUAUGUGUGUGCAUGUAUACGGUAUUGUGUUUCGAUAUUGUCACUAAAUUUCUUAUCGAUUUUAUUACGUAUUCGAAAGGACGGUCAAAGUCGAAAUGAAACGAAAUGUAACGUAACUAAACGAAAUCAUCGAGUUGUGCGUUGAAAUAAAAUUUCGAUUAUAGAGAAACAUUCGUUAUGAAGAACAACUCGAGCGGAGGUGUUUGUGUGUGAACGUUCGAAGGAGAGGAAAAAGGAAAAUAACAAAAUUUUAUCAAGGAUGUCGUGCAGAAAGAAAAUCGAUUCGAAGCUUUGGCUCAAUUACACGCAGGCGAGAGUUUAAAGGAACGUUAGAUCUUCCCAAAAAAAAAAAAAAAAAAAAAAAAAACGUAUGCAUUUAACGUGUAGACUAUAUAACAAGGAAGCUAAUCCGACACACGACGCAUAUUAGGUGUAGUAAAUAAACCGGAUGUACCGAUAUGCGUUGUUCAUAAAGAUUACCAUCGACGAUGGUGCAAUUCAAAUACACCGAGGACGUUUAUAUCGAGGAGAACCGAAUUUGCAUUAGGAACGAUUGUUAUGAGACGAUUGAAGAGUCCCUAUUAUCGUUUUUAUUUUGCAACGAUGUUGAGCGUACGACAUCGUUCUCGAAAGAAAGAAAGAAACGAAGGAAGAAAGAAAGAAAGAAAGAAAGAAAGUAAGGAAGAAGCAAGUGAAGACGAGACAACAACGACGAUGACGACAACGACGACGACGACUGUAUCAAAAGUAUACCAGGCCAAGCCAGGCCAAACUAUACCGCCUAACAGAACCGUACAGCAUUCAACAAAAAUGUCCUAUAUGUGUUAUGAUAGUAUGGAAACUUUUUCCCAUCCGUUCGAUCAAAUUUCCUUUUUAUUAUUUUAUAUUUUGAAAAAAAAAAAGAAGAAAAAAAAAAGAAAAAAAAAAGAAAGAAAUAAAAAGAAAAAUCUGUUCGUUUCUACUUUCAUAAGGAAAAAAUAAAGGCUGCGAGGAAAAAUCGAUUGAAUCGAUAUAUCUAAAUCUCAAUAUUACGAGCAAAAAAUUUCGACGAAGGACGAUAAUCGAAACAUUAUUAAAAGAAAAAAAGAAGAAAAAAAAAAAAAAAGAAAAAACAAAAUUAUACAUGUAUUAUUAUAAUAUACGAUGAUAUUUAUAACUGUGAUUUAAUAUUAAAAAGAGAAUGAUGAGAAGUGACAAAAUGAAAAAGGAAAGAUAAAUUCCCGAUUUAAUAUAGGAAUUGCACGAAUGAAUUCUCGAGCCAUUUCUCUAUCCGCUACUGUACACAACAGCAACUUAGGCUGCUGGCCUCGCCUAACCGCGCAUGCAGUCGUCUCACCUCUCUGCUGGCCUUUAUCGCUGCUCACCGCGUCCCUCAGUAUCCCCUCCCUUCCCUCAUUCGACUUACCUAGUCUCCCAACCCUACCCCACUCCGUCACAGACCCCACUCCUAACUCUUUCGAGGGAGUAUGCGCGUCGACUGGUCGCGCGAGCGAGUCCCGAACAGUUUCUCGACAGGAUUCGUGUGAUUUCGUCGUUUUUCGUUCGUAUUCGUCUCUUUCUCUCUCUCUCUCUCCCUCCCUCUCUCUCUCUCUCUCUCUCUCUCUCUCUCUUUCUCUCUCUCUCUCUCUCUCUCUCUCUCUUUCUCUCUCUCUCCCCCCUUAUUUCGCUAGGACUCGCGUGCGCGCCUGCGCCAGAGACAAAGAAUAUGUCAGCACCGGCAGUAGCAGCGGUCGAGUUAAGACUUUAAAAGAAAUAAAAAACGAAAAUAGACAGAGAAAGAGAUUAAGAUAAAGAUAAAUAAAGAAAAAGACAAAGAAUAUAAAGGAUGGAAACCGAGGUUCGAACGUUAAAGGAAGAAUUAGCUCAUACUCAAGAAACAUUAAAAGCUGCGACGAAAAGAUGUCGAGAUUUGGUGAGAGAAUUGGACAAUCGUACUGCAUUAUACGAAUCGGAAAGGACUUUAAGGGAUCAACAAUUAUCACGGAUUCUACGUGCUUUGUUGAUCCUAGAAGCACGACUGAAGCAAGAACAAAAGUCGAUUAGGCAGGUAUUAUGCGAAAAGGACAACGUUAUUAGGAAUCAACAAUUGGAAAUCGCUAGGCUAAGACGUUACACCAAAAAUUAUAUCAAAUCUAAACGUGAGCAGAUAUUAGGUAGGACAUCGGGUAUAAAGGUCAACAUUGGUCCUAACGUUGAUAAGAGUUCUUCGUUGGAGAAGACUGAAAAACUCGAGAAUGAAAUCGACUCGAGACAAGACGACGAUGAUCUCAGUAAAGAGAUCGAGAAUCUCAAGUGUGAAAUUAUUACGAAACUCGAUUCUUCGGAGGUAAUACCAGUAGCUUUGGAAAACUUGGAUCGUGGGAUAAAGAAGACGUAUAGUUUUGCGGGUAGUGAUGUCUCAAAGACGAGUAUGACAAGUAGCGAAAAUACUGAUGUAUCUAUCGUUACUACUACAACGGAGGGGAGUCCAUCAUUGAUCAGUACGGAAGGAUUUUGCGAGGGUGAGAGUACGGAUGUAUCGCCGGGUUCGACCUUGAACAAAUCGAAUAGAUGUACACCAACAACAGUAACGGAUAGUGAAAACGAGACGACUAUGAUAUUCGAUGAGGAUAACAACGAGUUGGAUGACGACGAGAGAGAAGACGAGGAUGACGAAUAUAACGAUAAUAUCAAUGACGAUAAAGAGAGAGAAACGUUAUUGGUCGGUGAGGUUGCGUUUAGUUCGACGAAGAGGAAAACUUCUUUAGGUAGAUCGAAAUCCCAAAAAGUUUCGAUGAAAGGUUCGAUCGUUGGUACGAAUAUUAUAAGAACGGAAAGCAAGGACGACGGUAUGGAUUGUAAUUUUGUUUCGGAGGACGAAGAGAAGGAACAGGAACCGAUAUACGUUAAUUCCUUCAAUGAGAACAAUGCGAAAAAUUUGGAACAUUCGAAUGGUAGAGUCGUCCCUGAAAUUUCUCAGGAUUAUACAAAUAACAAUAACGAUACCUCGAUCGAAGCCGAGACGACGGAUGAACAGAAUACAGAAGAGACUAGUGGUAAUUGGUAUAGUGAUCCUGACGAAGAUAAAACUAACGACGACGUGUUCAGGCAUACUUCAUAUCGAUCGAACAGUAAUCAUAAUUCCGUCCUUGAAUGUGUCAAUCAAAUACUUUUAAGGGAUAUGGAAGACGAGGAUCGUGUAUUAUCGGUACCAAGGAGAUUUAAACACAGAGGUAGGACAGUGAGAUUUCAACCGGCCAGAUUAUCGGAUAUCGAAUCGGUUGGUUCAGAAAUGGAAAGGAAAAAUUCUGAAGAAGGAUUGAUGGAAAAGGAGACACUAAGUGGUGAUUUUAGUGAUCAAAGAUCGAUGAACGUUGCCAGUUUCGAGGCCACAGCUUCCGAGGAUGAAUAUGGCAUGAGAAUAACUCAUCCGGUUGAUCCAAACGAAGUUGUCAAUUCUACCGUAGAAUCUGUUCUCGAGGAUGAAGAACCAAAAGUUAUACCGAUCGUAAUUAUAGAGCCAAAGGUAGAGCCAGAGGAAAUAAAAAAUUCAGGCCUUGCCUCGUCAACGCAAAAGCCAAAAAUACCUAUUCAAUCGGUUAGUCCACCGCUUAGAAUGGAAAGAAUCGAAGAGAAGACGUGUUUGCAAAUGUCGACGAAACGUUUGACCAUAGCUAAGAAUCUUGAUUACGAGGACAUCGAGUCCUUGCCGGAAGUUAUAUUGCCAUCGCCUAAAACUCCACCGGCUUUACCACCGAAGCCACAAUUUCGUAAUAAUACCUUGAUAUUAAAGAAAAUACCAAGCCCAUCGUUUUUGAUUGACGAAACGAGAAAGAAAUUGUCAGAGGUAAGUUCUGCUGCUGCACAUGGGAAAAAGAUCUUCACACUUAUUGGUUCACCGAUUGAAUCUUCAUCGACGAUAACAAAGACCUCUGUUAAAAAUUUAAAUUUCGACGAGACGUCUACGAAAAAUGUUGGAAACAACGAGGAUGGUAAUUUUUGGAAAAAUCGAUUCAAUAACGUUCGUUCGUCCUUUCAAUCACGACAUUCCAACGAAAAGAAUGUCGUCCAUCGAUCACGUAAAAUUCCAAGAGUUACGAACAUAGUACGGCACUUUGAGGAAUUUAAAAUUGGUGGAGAAAAUGAGGAACGAUCUAAGGAACGUAACAAACCGAAGGAGAGAUACGUUCGUACGGAAUUCGGUCAAGAAUUCGACAUAAGACAAAACUUUGAGGAAUUUAACCUUGACGAAUGCGAUCUUUCGGAUGAUCCAAAUCGGCCAGAAGCCGAUGGUUCGGAACGACUUAGUAAUAAUCAUCUCGUAGUACCAGUUAGUCAAAAUGAAACUAAUAACGCACUGACCAAAGACAAUAAUAAUCAUCUUACGACUGCUACGAAUAAUGCGAAUACUGGUUACGACAAUUUCUUAGAAGCAACGGGUCUGAGCAACAAAUCCAUAUUAACGCCCUCGAGAUUAUUGAGUAAUCAUAAGAGUAUGCUUAAACCUAAGGACGUUAAAUAUAAGAACAAAAUAAAAGCUACGGCGAUUUUAGAAAAACAUAAUGCCUCGACGUAUAAUACUACUACGACAACGACGAUGACGACGAUGACGACAACAACGACGACUACGGCGAUGGUGACGGCAACGGCAACGGCAACGGCAACGUCAACAUCAACGGCAACAACAACGACGCCGACAACGACAACACAUGUCAGACAUUGGACUGGACCAUUCGUUUGAUGAUUAAUUAAACGCUUUUCUAAAAGUUACACUAUUUACAACAAACAAGAGGAAAAUGAAUUUGUUAAGAGAGUUUUUUGAAGAUUAAUAUUAUAAAUUAUUUUAGAUUUGAAAUAUAUCGAUUCCUGUUAUGCAAAGCUAAUUAAUUAUGCUUGCAAAGUUUUUCUGUGUAUAUGUGUGUAUGUGUGUGUAUAACUAAUAUUCUCGCUAUGUUCCGCUCGUCGUUGAACAAUUCCUAGAGAUAUCCAAUGGAUUAUUAAUUACUGUUUUUAAAAUAUACCCCAUGGUAUUUCUGUAUAAUUGUAAACAACAAAAAUUGUAGUCACUUUUAUAUUAUUAUUGUAAUAGUUCAAUUGAAAGAGAAAAGUAUUUAUAUGUGUAUGCUAAAAAAUA
Messenger RNA from Vespa velutina, 5385 nucleotides. Its product is annotated as myb-like protein X. The transcript is spliced from 5 exons. The coding region runs from base 2098 to 4992 and encodes 964 amino acids. The record is from RefSeq and is a predicted model, not a curated record. NCBI's taxonomy places the organism in Eukaryota, Metazoa, Arthropoda, Insecta, Hymenoptera, Vespidae.